Mesorhabditis spiculigera is the source of this 1413-nucleotide messenger RNA. The record is from the annotation of a GenBank genome assembly. NCBI's taxonomy places the organism in Eukaryota, Metazoa, Nematoda, Chromadorea, Rhabditida, Rhabditidae.
AUGAACUGGCCGUUCCUCCUCAACUCGAUCGCAUUAGCAUCCGCGGCCACCCUGUUGGGGGCCAACAAGAAGAUUGGGGAUGAAGCGAACGAUGAGAUGUUUCAGAAUUUUGCCCACCAAGCCAUAAGGGAAUAUAAUCAGCAGUCGAACGAUUUGUUUAAGUGGGACUUUGUCCGAAUCGACGACUCUCAUAAGCAGCUCGUCAACGGCGAGCGCUACACCCUGAACUUGGUGCUCGGGCAGAGCGAUUGCCGGAAAACGGGUAACGACAUCCAGCGAACCGAUUGCCGGCUGACAGCACGUGAAAAAAAAUGUGUGGCCAAGCCUCUCAUCUGCGAGGAGCCAAUUUUGCAUAAAGCCGACGAGUUGAAGACGCACAACACGAAGAAAAACUUCUUCAAAGCGGCACAUCUCCAAAAUGAGCGUGCGUUCAUGACGACCGAUGGUGGCAGAGUGGCUGUCACAGCCCAUAUCAAGCGCAGUGACUUUGCCGCUUGGAAUAUGUUUGCCGACUACUCAGAGAACUACGACCGCUCCUAUAAAGACAAGCACACCGUGCUCCAGCGUUUCCGUAACUUCAAGCGGAACCUUGCAUAUGCGAAGAAUUUGCAGAAACGGGAGCAUGGAACCGCCGUCUACGGUGUAACGAAAUAUUCGGAUAUGACGAGGAAGGAGUUUGCGAAGGUCUACCUUCCAAAAAUCUGGGGCGAGCCGGCGAAGCCGAAUAAGAAGGUCGACAUCGAGGAUUACGGUGUCACGCUCGAAGACCUCCCGGAAUCGAUUGAUUGGCGCGACAAGGGAGCCGUCACUGGGGUCAAGAAUCAGGCUUCGUGCGGUUCCUGCUGGGCCUUCUCUACCACCGGCAACGUCGAGGGACAGUGGUACCUAGCCAAGGGAAAGCUGGUGUCAUUAAGCGAGCAAGAGCUAGUCGACUGCGAUGGACUCGAUCAGGGCUGUAAUGGAGGCCUCCCCAGCAAUGCUUACAAAGAAAUCAUGCGCAUGGGCGGCCUGGAAUCCGAGGACGACUAUCCGUAUAGUGGACGGCAAGAGGGCACCUGUAAAAUCAUCAAAAAGGACCUGCGCGUCUACAUCAACGAUUCGGUUGAGAUUCCUCACGAUGAGGUGCAAAUGCAAGCUUGGCUGGCCCAGCGAGGACCUAUUAGCAUUGGCCUGAACGCCAACACGCUUCAAUUCUACCGCCAUGGAAUUACGCAUCCCUGGAAGAUGUUCUGCGAGCCGUUCAUGCUCAAUCAUGGUAUUUUAAUCGUCGGCUACGGAGAGGAAAAGGGAAAGCCCUACUGGACGAUCAAAAACUCGUGGGGAACCAACUGGGGCGAGCAGGGCUACUUCAGACUGUAUCGUGGAAAGAACGUCUGCGGCGUCCAGGAGCUCCCCACGUCCGCAAUCGUGAAA